Molecule: messenger RNA, 3527 nt
Organism: Gymnodraco acuticeps
Lineage: Eukaryota; Metazoa; Chordata; Actinopteri; Perciformes; Bathydraconidae
Product: nuclear distribution protein nudE homolog 1-like
Exons: 9
Coding region: 285-1322 (345 amino acids)
Biological process (GO): cell migration; microtubule nucleation; centrosome localization
Cellular component (GO): centrosome; kinetochore; kinesin complex
Molecular function (GO): microtubule binding
Source: RefSeq, a predicted model, not a curated record
UGGUUUAGCGGUACGGACAAUAUCAAUGGUAACUUGUAUUGUUCGACGUCUUCCCAAGACAGUAGCAACUUUAGGGUUUCCAACUACGAGAAAGUCGUUUUUAUAGUUUUCUCCAGCGGUUUUGCUAUUUUCAUUAAGCGACAAACUUUGGUCGGUAGUCAUACCAUCAUAUACAGAUGAAUUAGAGGACAUUGGUCAACAUUGCGUCGAAAGAAGCGAUCUGUUAAACGCCAGUGUUGGUGUGCUGAGUGGAGACUCACCUCUCCCCCUGGGCCGGGCUGGAGAUGGGGGAUCCGAAGCCUCCAGAGUUUGGGUCCCUGGAGGAAGAGCUGGGUUACUGGAAGGAGCAGGCUGCCACCCACCAACAGAGUGCGGAGGAAGCCCAGGAGGAACUGCAGGAGUUCCAGCAGAUGAGUCGGGACUACGAGGGUGAGCUGGAGACGGAGCUCAAACAGUGUGAGGAUCGAAACCGUGAGCUGCUCUCCGCCAACAACCGCCUCCGCAUGGAGCUGGAAAACUACAAGGAGAAGUAUGAGACGCAGCACUCGGAGGCCUACAGGCAGAUCUCCACCCUGGAGGGGGAUCUGGCUGAGACCACCGCCGUCAGAGACCAGCUCCACAAAUACAUCAGAGAGCUGGAGCAGGCCAACGAUGACCUGGAGAGAACCAAGAGGGCGACCAUCAUGUCGCUGGAUGACUUUGAGCAGAGGAUGAACCAUGUCAUCGAGAGGAACGCCUUCCUGGAGAGCGAGCUGGACGAGAAGGAAAACCUCUUGGAGUCCUUCCAGAGGCUGAAGGACGAGGCCAGAGACCUGAGGCAAGAGCUUGCAGUGCAGCAGAAGCAGGACAGGAGGCCAUCUCUCAGCAAUGGAAUCAAAGACCCUUCCUCUUCUUCCUCCUCUUCCUCCUCCACCACGGCGGGUCUGCCCACCCCGCCCCUCACCCCCCCGGACAAACGAGCCGAGGACAAAACCACGUCCUCCACCCAGCCCUCCCCCUCGGCCACCACUCCGUCCAGACCUCCAGCCUCAGUGGAGAGCUUCAGCACCUCCCCGCCCUCCGUCAGCAGAGGUGAAAGCCUCUCAGCGACUCCUCUCCCCUCGUCUGCGAGGAUCUCGGCUCUGAGCAUCGUCGGAGAGCUCCUGAGGAAAGUCGGGAACCUGGAGUCCAAACUGGCGUCGUGUCGCAGGGGCCCCGAUGGGGGUCCGGGGGCCACGCCCAGCCAGAACAGCUCCUCAGAGAGCCAUCCUGCCAACGGCCUCUACAACAAGGGGCUGGUGAAGAGGUUAGACUUCGGAGCGGGACCCAAGCUGCUGCUGUGAAACGUCUCUCCUUCCACCCUCAGCCCCCCCCCCCUGUCCAUCCUGGAUUUAACGGUACUGUGUUGCACGUCGUACAGACACUGGGAUCAGCUGAUGUAAACCAAUGAAUGUUUCUCUGGAUACUUUGGAUACUGUCACUGGCUCAAGUUAUCACUGACUCUGUUUGUCAGCAGCGCUUCCUUCAGCACUCGCACUUAGCUUGAACUAUUUGAACGGACUUGUGCUGCAUGUCACCCCAUCACUGUGUUUUUGUAUUUGUGUGUCAAGACUGAACUCAAAGCAUAUUUUAGGGUAAAGGAAAAGUCACAAACGGAUGCAGGGUUACGCUGAGACGAAGAUGCAUCCAUGUUUGAACUUAGGGAGGAAAAAGCCUUUAUUCUUAAACGGCGUCACUCUAACUAUAACAGGGUUUCCCACAAUGUUACAGAUGAGAGUAAUAUCCAGUUACAAAGACAGAGAUAAAGGCGAGAAGGCCACAUUUACAUUUGUCAAUUCAUCACGAUUGAAUUGAAAUGAUAUUCUGCUUCGAUACAUAUUUGCUUGCGUUAAGCCUUUAAAAAACAGCAUUUUUUUCAAUAUCCUCAAAAUACUGCUGUCCUGCUGGCUGCACACAAACAAAAGCUCACGCUAUUUAAUCCCUUUACUCAAAUGAAGGGUUUUUAUCUUUAGGGAGAUGACAUCAAAAGCUUGAUUUGACAUUUUGAGCUUAUCUGAAAACAUCAAUAAAAGCUUUGAUGUCAAAGAAAAUCCGUCGGAUGUCGUACUUGAUUUACUUUGGGUACUAAAUCUAAAACCAGGUCAACUCUAACAUAACUGGAUCUUAGUAAUUGUCUUUUUUUUGUGAGUUACACUUGAAAUUACUGUUAAAAUUAUGUUUUGUGGGGAAAAAAUAAUGAUCUUGCCAACAUCUAGUGGCCAUCAACGGUUCUGCAUCUUAAAGCUGCCUUAUUUCAUUUAUUGUAUACAUAAUGAAUUAAUGUGAGGAUUUUGUACAGCUCUAUGCGGAUCUUCAUUGAACUAGAUCUGGUUGUAUUCCUCAUUCAGCUCAAUGGUAACUGUUCAAGAUAUGAACAUAGACUCUGAAUAAGGAAACUCCUGUCGACUCGCUAAUAUCUGUUUUGGCUCUCACCAGUCUUUCCAUAUCUGUUAUCUGCGAUCGAGAUACUUACAUGUACCUUCAUGACGCAGACGCCCAGCGCACACUCAAAGCUAAAAACCUGAAAAUAAGCUGAGAUAGAAUAAAGGGCAUCCCAAAUAAACUAAAUAAUUGUGCACAUAGAAUAAGCGCCGGAAUGAAUGAAUGAAUAUUUCACCCACAAAAAGAUCCCUUGCAUAUUAAUAUCUCACCUCCAGUCACCUUUAAUGAAUACUGUCAUGCGUCUUGAUGAACUGAAGUAAAUGGACACGUUUCAUAACAUCAAACUCUUCCACAACGUGUGCAGUAUAAUCCAAGUGUCUUUUAUCUAGCUCCCUACUUCACAAAAACACUUGCAGGAGUGUCAGGGUUAUGGUUGAAUUAUACGGUUUUAGCAACAAGUUGUACAGCUAGAUAAUGAGAAUUGGAUUAUACUGCAAGGAUUUCUUUUUAAGAUAUAAUUGUAUAAUGUUACUGUAUGUUGUUUACUCUGUCCCAUUCUUUGAUACUGUGUGUGAAUGAACUCUGAUGCAGCAGGGCUGACCCUCUGCAGAGCUACUUCUGGGUCUCAGGAGUGAAAUAGGAAACGUCUCCUGUUAGCCAGGAGAUAUGAAAACUUCAGUGAAGGCUACUCGUGUUUUAUGUUAAAAAGGAAAAGUAUGUAAUAGGUUUGAAUUGUAGUGUUAAAUAAACUGUACUUUGACUGUAGAGUCACUAAUAAAGAUGUUAGGUGCUCAGGGCAGACUGAACACUUUGUGAUAACCUUCUUUUAUAUGUGGUCAUUCAUACAUUUAUUUUACUAGAAACAAACAAUUCAUGAUGAUAACAUAUUAUAGAAUGACUUGUAGGUAAACAUUAUUAAUCAUAAUUGUAUUGUUUGUUUAUAGUAAAAUAACUUGUUUGGGGUUUUUAAUUCCAAUGGUUAUUGUAAAUGUUUUUGUUCUUGUUUUUUCCCGUGGCCUCAUUCUGAUGACUGUUGAAUAAUACCAUGAUCUCUGUCAACCUUAAGUGCUGCUUAUGUUUCUGAGAAAGCAAUACAACUUGAAAUGUUAAUAAAAUAUAUGAAGAAA